Sporothrix brasiliensis 5110 is the source of this 4548-nucleotide messenger RNA. RefSeq lists its product as uncharacterized. Bases 1 to 4548 code for a protein of 1515 amino acids. The record is from RefSeq and is a predicted model, not a curated record. Gene Ontology annotation, molecular function: lipid binding. Lineage: Eukaryota; Fungi; Ascomycota; Sordariomycetes; Ophiostomatales; Ophiostomataceae. The transcript has 3 exons.
AUGGCGACCACCCAACCAAGUGCGCCGGAGGCCAAGCAGAGCGCUGUGAUUGAGGCUGCUCGUGACCCGAACAGCGCCGUGAGCUCUCAAGAUGCCCAGGCAAAGAUGGUCCAGGAGAGCAAGAAGGCUGGCAUCCCCGCCUUCACUUUCAAUCCCGAUGCCAGCCCCGAGGAGAAGAAGGCGCAAGCCCGGGCUGCCAUUCCCGACAACUUCCACAAUCCCAAGCGCGUCAAGGGCGUCGCAAUCGCAACUGACAUUGACGACGGAUCCGCGGCUCAAUACGAUCUCCCGUCUCCCACCAAGGCCGGCGCAAUUACCGCGCCGCCUGCAGGCGAUGGAAAGGCAGCGGGCAACGGCACAGCUGCUCCUGGUGAGACCGAAAUGGGCCCGGAAACCACGGGCUGGGCACCCCGCUUCGGCUGGCCCGUCGAGUCCAUUCGCGAUGCCCCGAGUCUGCUCGAGCAUUCUACGUGGCUCGAAGGCCGCCUGCCUUCCAAUUUGUACGGUGACUGGUACCACAACACGGGUAUCAUCAUCUUCGCUUGCCUGACUUCCUGGUUCAUUGCCGUCCUCGGUGGCGGCCUUGGCUGGGUCUUUAUUAUCAUUGCCACGUGCGGCACUUACUACCGCACCUCUAUACGCCGUGUGCGCCGCAACUUCCGUGACGAUCUCAACCGCGAGCUCUCGAUGAAGCGCCUCGAAACCGAUUCUGAAUCACUUGAGUGGAUGAACUCGUUCCUGUUCAAGUUCUGGCCAAUCUACCAGCCCGUUCUGGCCCAGACCAUCAUCAACUCCGUCGACCAGGUGCUUAGCUCAGCCACCCCAGCUUUCUUGGACAGCCUCAAGCUCCGUACCUUUACACUCGGCUCCAAGCCGCCCCGCAUGGAGCACGUCAAGACCUACCCCAAGGCUGAGGAUGACAUUGUCAUGAUGGACUGGAAGUUCAGCUUCUCUCCCAACGACAUUGCCGACAUGACCACCCAGCAGGUCAAGAACAAGAUCAACCCCAAGGUCGUGCUUGAGAUCCGUGUCGGCAAGGCCAUGAUCAGCAAGGGUCUGGACGUUAUUGUCGAGGACAUGGCCUUCUCUGGUCUCAUGCGUCUGAAGAUCAAGCUGCAGAUCCCCUUCCCUCACGUCGAAAAGAUUGAGAUGUGCUUCCUGGAGAAGCCGACCAUUGACUACGUUUGUAAGCCGCUCGGUGGCGAGACUUUCGGGUUCGAUAUCAACUUCAUUCCUGGUCUCGAAUCGUUCAUUCUUGAGCAGAUUCACGGCAACCUGGCCCCUAUGAUGUACGCCCCCAACGUCUUCCCCAUCGAAGUCGCCAAGAUGUUGUCUGGUUCCACCGUCGACCAGGCCAUUGGCGUUGUUGCUGUUACGCUGCACGGUGCCCAGGGCCUCAAGAACCCCGACAAGUUUUCUGGAACCAUCGACCCCUAUGCGGUCAUCACCCUUAACCGCCGCUCGCCCCUGGCCCAGACCAAGAUUAUUCGCGACACGAACACGCCGCGCUGGAACGAAACUCACUACAUCAUUGUCACCUCUUUCAACGAUUCGCUCGACCUCAUUGUCAACGAUUUCAAUGACUACCGCAAGGACAAGGAGCUGGGUGUCGCCUCGUUCCAGCUCGAGAACCUCGAAGAGGUCAACGAGGCUGAGAACGAGACUCUCGAGGUCAUCGCCGAUGGCAAAGCCCACGGUCAAGUGUCAUGCGACAUCCGCUUUUUCCCCGUUCUAACUGAUGAGAAGCUGCCCGAUGGCACAGUUGAGCCUGCCCCGCCUUCGAACACUGGUAUUCUGCGUUUCACGGUCGAGCAGGCCAAGGAUCUGGACGGCACUAAGAGUCUUGUCGGCAUGCUUAACCCCUAUUCGGUCCUUCUGCUCAACGGCAAGGAAAUUCACGCUACCAAGAAGCUCAAGCGGACAAACAACCCCAUCUGGGACAACGGCUCCAAGGAAAUCCUCAUCACGGACCGCGCCAAGGCCAAGCUCGGUGUCGUUGUCAAGGACGAACGCGACAUCGCCGGCGACCAGCUGAUUGGCAACUAUCAGAUCAAGCUUGACGAUAUGCUCGACCUCAUGGAGAAGGGCCAGGACUGGUACAACCUGGCUGGCGCCAAGACCGGUCGCGUCAAGAUGCAAGCCCAGUGGAAGCCUGUCGCUCUGUCUGGUGUCAUUGCCGGCACAGGCGGCUACCAAACCCCCAUUGGUGUCAUGCGCGUCCACUUUAUCAAGGCGACUGCUCUUCGCAACUUCGAGACUGUCGGCAAGUCCGACCCCUACGCCCGUGUCCUGCUGUCUGGUAUCGAGAAAGCCCGCACUGUCACUUUCAAAAACAACCUCAACCCCGAAUGGGACGAGGUUCUAUACGUUCCUGUUCACAGCACCCGUGAGCGCCUUCAGCUCGAGGUCAUGGACGCCGAGACCAUGGGCCGCGACCGCAGCUUGGGUCUGUUGGAUAUUUUCGCCGGUGACUUCAUUGCCCAGGAUGAAGACGGUGCUUACCUGGUCAACGACAAGAAGACUCAGCGCGAGGAAGGCCUCAAGCUGCACGGCAAAGGUAUGGCCAAGGGUGUUCUGUCCUACACGAUUUCGUUCUUCCCCUGCUUGAAUGUCGCCGAUCCCGAAGAGGAGGAGCGUGAGAAGGAGAAGGAGGCGGCCAAGGCGCAGAACGGCAAGGAAGCAUCCGUCAGCGGCUCCGUCCCAACGUCACCCACGUCGGCCACCAUCCCCUCCCCUCCCACUUCUCCCACGACGUCCAAGACCCAGGCAAGCCAGACUGUCCCUGCAGCGGCUCCAGGAAGUCCAGCCACAUCCAAGCCGGGCAGCGACGUUCUGUCCACCAAGGCGGACGAGCCCAAAGGCCCGCCCAAGGUUCACCUGACCCCAGAAGAACUCCUCAAGUACGAGUCCGGUCUCAUCAUCUUCAAGUUGAUGGAGGCUGAGCUGCCGCGCCCCGAUACCCAGCUCGAGAUUUUCGUCGAUGAUAUGGCCUUUCCUUCCUACGUCUCGUCCAGCGCGCGCUCCCGGUCCUUUACGUUCGAUGAGAUGGGUGACUGCUUCAUUCGCGAGCUUGACUUCUCCCGCCUCACCCUCAAGAUUCGUGACCGUGGCGGCGAGAAGAAGGAGGAUGAGAAAGAUCGUCCUUUGGCCCGCCUUACUGGCAAUACGCUCGAUACGCUAAAGCAGUGCUUGAACAACCCCACUACACUGAAGCUGAAGGACGAGGAAGGCAGAGUCAGCUCUGUUCGUGUUAGUCUCAAGUACAUUCCCGUGCAGAUGGAGCUGGACCCCAGAGAGAGCAUCAACAACAUGGGCAACCUUCGCGUUGACGUUCUUGAUGCGGAGAAUCUUCCCGCAGCCGACUCGAACGGCAAGAGUGACCCGUACUGCAAGUUCGAGCUCAACGGAGUCGAAGUGUUCAAAACCAAGGUGCAGAAAAAAACCCUCAACCCGACAUGGAACGAGUUCUUCGAGAUUCCUGUACCAUCCAGAAUCGGUGCUGCAUUCAACCUCAACGUGUACGACUACGACUUUGCGGACAAGCCGGACUUCCUGGGCGGUUCGCCAAUCCAGCUCGACCAGCUAGAGCCGUUUAAGGCUUCAGAAAUGCGGUUGCCACUCGAUGGCAAGUCUGGAACGGCUCGCAUACGCCUUUUGUUCCGCCCUGAUUACGUUACCCGCCAAAGACAGGGCACGUCAACGUUUGCCGCCCCGACAAGAAUCGUUACUGGCGUGGCUGGUGCUCCCAUUAAGGGUGGCGCGGCUGUUGUCGGUGUGGUGGGCCACGGUGUCGGCAAGGGUGCUUCCUUCUUGCGUCGCGGUUUCCGCGGGGGCAAGAAGGACGAGGAGGUAGUUGCUGCUCACAUUACCGCUGCUGACACGGCCGCUCCCGGCACUGCCAUCACAACGAACGGCGACUCUGCGGUCCCCAACACCAUGGUCAAGCGUGCCUCGGGUCUCACCGAUCCGGCGGUUGUCAGCCAGCAUGACGAACCGGCUUUGGACGUACCUCCAGGCCCAGCUCUGGCUGCGUCGAGAAGCCUGGGCCACAACCGCACUGCAAGUGGGGCAGCGUCCAUCUACAGUGUGGCACCCGGCUCGCCGGGUGCUGGCACGGCCGUAUUCACGAUCGUCUCUGCGUCGGGCUACCCACCGUCCUCGGACGUGUACGUCAUCCUCAACCAGAUUGGCUCGAAAUCCAAGACGAUUGGCAAGACCAAGCACCACAAACCGCAAAGCGGCGUGGCCAAGUUCGAUGAGUCAUUUAAAACCACGUGCACAGCCGACGCGCAGUUCCAGGUCCAGGUCCGCGAGCAGCACCUCUUCGGCAGCGACGACGUCCUGGGCGAGUCUCUGUACGUCGUGGACGAGUCCGGCACAAACGCUGAGAAAGAGAUCAGUGUUGGCGACGGCUCGGUUGUGGUUAAGAGCACCUUCACGUCGCACGAAUCCAAUGGCACCACGGACAGCCCCAAGUCGUUCCGCCGCAGCUUCUUGAGCAAGCGCGAGGCUCGCCCUCCUUCUAGCCGCGAGGGUACUCCGGCGUAG